GUCACGUGGGGGCGCGGCCGGCGGCAGCUGCGGCGGCGUGACGGGGGCGGCGGCCGCGCGGCGGUGGCGGGAGCGGCUCCGGAGACUGCGCCGCCUCUGCAGAUUGGCCUCCAGAGAAGACAGCAGCGUCUUCCCGAAGGCCCAGGAGCGGCAGAGAGGCCGCCAUGGCUGCCGUGGACAGCUUCUACCUCUUGUACAGGGAAAUCGCCAGGUCCUGCAAUUGCUACAUGGAAGCUCUAGCCUUGGUUGGAGCCUGGUAUACGGCCAGGAAGAGCAUCACUGUCGUCUGUGACUUUUACAGCCUGGUCAGGCUGCAUUUUAUCCCUCGCCUGGUGAGCAGAGCGGAUCUGAUCAAGCAGUAUGGAAGAUGGGCAGUUGUGAGCGGCGCAACAGAUGGGAUUGGAAGGGCCUAUGCAGAGGAGCUAGCAAGCCGUGGUCUCAACAUCGUCCUGAUUAGUCGGAACCAAGAGAAGUUGCAGAUGGUUGCUAAGGACAUAGCUGACACCUACAAAGUGGAAACCGAUAUUAUAGUCGCGGACUUCAGCAGCGGCCGUGAGAUCUACGACCCGAUUCGAGAAGCCCUAAAAGACAAGGACAUUGGCAUCUUGGUAAACAACGUAGCGGUGUUUUAUCCCUACCCCCAGUAUUUUACUCAGGUCUCCGAGGACAAACUCUGGGACAUCAUCAAUGUGAACAUUGCUGCGGCUAGUUUGAUGGUUCAUAUAGUGUUACCGGGAAUGGUGGAGAGAAAGAAGGGCGCGGUCGUCACUAUCUCUUCCGGCUCCUGCUGCAAACCGACUCCCCAGCUGGCUGCAUUUUCUGCUUCUAAGGCUUAUUUAGACCACUUCAGCAGAGCACUGCAGUAUGAGUAUGCUUCUAAAGGAAUCUUUGUACAGAGUCUGAUCCCCUUCUAUGUGGCUACCAACAUGACCACACCCGGCAGCUUCCUGCACAAGUGCCCAUGGCUGGUGCCUUCGCCAAAAGUAUACGCACAUCAUGCUGUUUCUACCCUUGGCAUUUCAAAAAGGACCACGGGAUACUGGUCCCAUUCUAUCCAGUUUCUCUUUGCACAGUAUAUGCCUGAAUGGCUCUGGGUGUGGGGAGCAAAUAUUCUCAAUCGUUCUUUACGUAAGGAGGCCUUAUCCUGCAAAGCAUGAAACUGGAUGAUGGUUUGGGAAGUUUUGCCAACUCAUGGGAACCUGCAGUAUUCUGACAUUUGGAAGAACACACUUAAUUUAUCUUCUGUAUUUUCUUUUAUUACUGGUUAUUUAGCAUACUGUUGACUCAUCAUUUGCAAGGCAAACAAAAUACUUUUAGAGAAUGCUGUGGAAAAACCUCAAGGGCCACGUGGAUGGCACAGAGUAAAUAAUGACCACGGCACAAAAACGGAUUGAGAAGACCUGGAUUUUGAUGCUUUUUUCCCUAAGCUGUUCAAAGUUGUGUGAUUUCUGUUGUUCUCCGAGCCACAGCAAUCUGAUAUGGAAAUAUACUUAUAUAGUAUGACUUGUCAGCUCUUACAAUUUUAGAUGUUUUUUAAGGGAAAUUAUCUCGGUAGAUGAAUUAUAGUAUUGGUUUUCAAAUGUUCAUCAGGAAAGACCAUUUAAAAGUGUUAUUGUAUAAGUAAGAUUGCUAGUGUAGAACUCUGUGUUAUACUGUAUAGCUCUAGUUAUUUGUCUGUGUAUGAAAGUGCUGCUCUGCAAUCGAUAUUCAUUAGAGAACCAUCCAUGUAUGUAUAUUGCGUGUGUCUUGGCAACUUUAUUUAUGGGUAAGUUACCUUAAAGGAGAUUUCUUGUCAAGGUGGCUUAACAUGGAACCUUAUGAGGUAUUAAAAUUCUAGAUUCUUUUCAUACUACACAAGCCUACCCAAUUUUGUGCUACAUAUUUGCCUUGUAUAAUAUUACUUACUACUGUCUUUUUUUUUUUUUUUACUCUACUAUGGAAUUAAUUCAUUCCUAGAUUUGGACAUGUAAUGGUUGACUCUCAGUCAUCUCUUAUUUUAUGAUUAUUGUGGAUAAGUAGUGAAUUCUUAGCCUAUGAUCUUGACCCAUUUUAUAACUGAAAUUUAGCCCUUUAGAAAGAGCUUGUUAUAUCUGGUUUUCGUGUACUUUUCUAUGUAAUAUUAUUCCAUUCCAGUAGCAUUAUUGGUGUAAGCAUCAAGUAUUUAUGGAAUAAUAGUUAAAAUAUGGACAAAUUACAUGUGUGAUAUGAUGUGUCUGUUCAAAUAAGUUAGAAGCUCAUUCUUGGUUUGUGUAAUGAAUUAACACAUUAUAGUGAAUACUUUUAUUGAUGUGAAGAUAAUUAUGCACAAUCCUCCACAAUAUGGGUUAGCAUUGAAACCUACUGUGAAAUGUUUUUGGUUCAGGUCCUAUAAAGCCAGACAUUUUUGAGGACCACAUAUCUUUUGCUUUGACAAUUGUAAAUCAUUAUAUGAAUAUGCCAAUAUGUGCAGAUUAAAAAUUCGGAGUUUAAUAUCCUGACACUGAUGCAGGAAGUAGUAAGUUGAUUGAAAUCAGAACUUUCAUGGAAUUCUUUUCUCCUGAGACGAUAUUCCAUUGGGAGUAGGCAUAAGCACGCUUUAUGUUAUACCCACAAUUUUGCCAGUGAUGUUGCCUCGGUUUUUCCGUAUCUGACUUGGACUCCAAAGAUGAGUGGUUGAGUUUAGAAGCGCUUCCACUUAAUCAGGCCUUCAGCACGUAAGGGGAGGACCUUCAGCUGUGAAAACUUCCACGCUGGUGGUACUACAUAACACUGAAGGUUUUGAUGCCCUUAGCUGGGAAGCCUUUUUGCCAUAUUUUGCAGUUUCCCUCACCCAACAAUUUAUGCUCAUUAAGACUAGAAAAAAUUUGACUUCAUGCCACAUUGACCUGAACUUUGGUGUGUAAUAAGCAGCAGCAACUUUAUGUAAAAAUACCUUAUUUAUAUCUAAGGUGUUAUGUGGUACGGCAGUGUCUUACAUGUACAGCUUAGGUAUUGAACCGUUGCUUCAUGAUAAGAAUAAAUAAACCAUGUCAGUGAUGUUUUAAAAUUCUAUACUUGGCAGGACAUAUGUAAAUAGGCUGAUUGGCGCAAAGUUAGUUAAAGAUCAAAACCAAGAUGCUUCCUUAGGUUUUUCUCUUUCAUAAAAUACUUUCACCCAGAGCUCAUUUGAGAGUCAUGAUUGGGCCACUGUAGGAUGGGGUUUCUUAUUAAGAAUAUGGGAAAUAAGAACGUUUGAAAUGAUCCGUGAACUCAAAAUUUAACAGUAAAAGAAGUUGCUUCUGCUUCUUUUGGAGGAGAUUUUGCUCCAAAUGUUUGUAAAUUGGUUGUUUGGAAUGAGAGAUCCAUUUUUUCCCAUAGAAACAAUCAUUUAAAAAUUAUAAAAAAUUAAUCUAUGAACACCUGUGGUAGUAAUUCAUUAAAAGCUGGUAAUUCAGCAAGAAAAUUGUACAUAACCAUGUGUCUAAUAAGUCUUUUGAAACUACUGAGUUGACUUCUUGAUCUCCUCCUCCUGAUAGGUGAGUCAGAUGGAGGUUGAUUUUGAUCUUUGGCUUUCCGCAAUCUGGAGAUGCCUGGGGGUUUUGCGGUGAGCCAUUUCCUCGAGUUGGGGGGAUGAAAGGUAGACUGUAGUGGGUUCAAGAAAGAGUGGGAAGAAAAAGGGAGACAGCAAGUAGAGACAGCUGAGGAGUUUUGUUUUGUUUUGUUUUGUUUUAACCUUAAUUUAAAAUCUUGUCACAUUUUGGAACCAGAGGGUUGGGGGUUGUCCUCAGUCUUGACAUUGUGUGCCCUUGAAAACCAAGUUGUCUCUCUGUGUCUCUAUCUCAGUAUUGGCUCUGCUGUUAAUCUUUACAAUAGCAUUUAGUUUGAAUAAAGAUUUACCUUCCCAUGGAA
Molecule: messenger RNA, 3867 nt
Organism: Equus quagga
Lineage: Eukaryota; Metazoa; Chordata; Mammalia; Perissodactyla; Equidae
Gene: HSDL1
Product: hydroxysteroid dehydrogenase like 1
Exons: 6
Coding region: 165-1157 (330 amino acids)
Source: RefSeq, a predicted model, not a curated record